This is a messenger RNA of Anopheles cruzii, 3136 nucleotides long. RefSeq lists its product as uncharacterized. Bases 1 to 3003 code for a protein of 1000 amino acids. Gene Ontology annotation, molecular function: zinc ion binding. Gene Ontology annotation, cellular component: nucleus. Lineage: Eukaryota; Metazoa; Arthropoda; Insecta; Diptera; Culicidae. The transcript is spliced from 2 exons. The record is from RefSeq and is a predicted model, not a curated record.
AUGGACAGUUUUAGCUCACAAAAGUGCCGGCUGUGUCUUGGGACAAAAUUUCAUCAUGUACCCAUGUUUCCGGCCAACGAGCCGGUUAAUGAUGAGCUACUGCGGAAGAUACGCGAGUGCGCUUCGGUGGCGAUCGUGUACGAGUACGACCAAACUUCGGUGAUCUGCAUCAAGUGCAUCGUUGAUGUGGAGAAUUUCUACAGCUUCCGGGAACGGUGCCGCCAAAGCGACCUGCUGUUGCGCCAAAAUCGUCAACAUGGUGAAGGUCAGCUGGUCAACGCGGAGAUGAAGGUGGCGGAAAACUCGUUCACGAUGGAGGAGGAAGACCAGGAAAAUAUGCUAGUGGUGGCAUUUCCCGAGUUGCAAGAAGGCACGAACACGCCAGCUCGGCUCGAUUCAUUCACUGGUCCCUCCAAGCUUGUUCGCGUCGGGUACAACUAUCGGGUGGUGCUAGUGAACGAUGAAACGAAUGUCCUUAUCCAUCGCCGUCAUCGCUAUCAACGGUUGGACAAGCACAGUGACGACUGCAAGCAGUGGGUGUGUGUGGCCAGUGGCACCUUUGGGUGUACGGCUACACUGACGGUGGCCAGCACGGCCUCCUUCCCACUGGCGCUACUGAAUGGCGAAAUUAAACACAACCAUGAUCCGGCAAUGGUCGCUGAAAUAGGGAUACUGGAGGAUCAUCCAACCAGUGAACAGGUUGUGAAAGAAUUCCCCAGCUACACGCUUGUAAUUGAUCUCCGGCAUCGGUUGCGACUGCUCGCAUCCGGCUAUCGGUACCGUUUGCAUCGGGCUCUCUUUGCUGACGGUCUAAGUUUGUGGGUAUGUGAGAGGAGUAAAAUGGGUAGCGAGGGAUGCCCGGCUCGUGUCAUGCUGUCGUACGAAGACGAAAAAGUAUUCUUCGCCGGCGAUCAACCUCACAAUCAUCCGGUGGAGGAGUGUGCCGCCCCUCUAACGACCCUACACAGUGCACUGAUGGGCCACAAGAAGACGAAGGAAACGACCGUUCGACACGGAUUCAACUAUACCGUGAUGGAGGAUGACAAGAUUCUCUUCGCUGGGAACAUAUACAAAGCGAAUAAAAAGUCCGCACGUACACCGUGGUCCUGUGUACGAUGUCAACCACCGCAUAUCGUAAGGCUGCGAGUGAAACAAAAAUAUGCCAAACUCGUUAGCAAGGCCGAGCAUGAACAUUCGCCAGCUCUGGAACAACGCGUAACAGGCGCUUCAUCGGAAACGGUACGCCAUGGUGCCAACUACCGACUGGUGAGCGAUGGAACUGGUCGCGUUUGGUUAGUCCACCGAAGGAAACGGUACGUCUUUCAUGCGAUCCACAAAAACGGCACCACCGAUUGGGUUUGCGAGUGGGCGCGAAUGGGCUGUCGUGCGGUACUCCAAAUGGUGCCCGAUGAACAGAUUGUUUACGUAGUAAAGGUCGACAGUUCCAGUUCCACCAACCACCGGCAUCGGGUACGAAAUGCACUGGAAGAGCACUUUCCUAAUGAUUUGAGCCGACCGGAGUCUGAAGUACUGCUCUGGUCCUGUAACGAUUACGAUCUGCUAUGGAACAUUCGUGCCCAUCCCAUCGUGCGUCACAACGGGGAACGGUUCUACGCACGGAAAGCCAACACAAACGGUACACUUGAAUGGCACUGCACACGUGGCACAGAAACCGAGUGCCGAGCAACGCUCACAAUCGAUAAGUCUGGAGCCCUCGUGGCCGAGUGUGAGAAGCACGAUCACGAACAGCUAAAAUCCAAUCGCGGUACGAAAGUCCGCAAUGGAUUGGGGCCUGUAGGAAGCGACAUUUUCACAAGCCCCGGUCCAGUUGAACUACUGACCGGUGGGUUCAACUAUCGCCGCAUGCUAAACGUCCAUCUGGGCGUCGAAAUAAUACUCUUCUGUGGCCACAAGUACUUGCGAGAGGAUGCUGAUAUCUGGUACUGCAUUUUACGUGACGAACCGGAAGCAUGUCAGGCAAAGAUUACGCUUGCACACAACGGACUGUGCGCUGAGCAUACGAUUCCCCAUCACCACUCGUCGCGAGACAUCCGAAAGAUCCUGCAACCGGAACGUACGGCACAGGUAACGGUCGAAGGGCCAAACUAUGAAAUCACCUACUCAAUGACUGGUCGAAAUUGCACAAUCUUUCACGAGGGCUACGCGUUCCGCAUGUACAAGCUGCUCGGACUGCAGCAAAGCUCUCGUUGGCGGUGCAUACAGAGCGAUUCCGGGUGCAAAGCGUUCCUGAAUGUGCCGCUAUCGCUUAGCAAACCGGCCAGCAUUUCCGGUACCGGGCACGAUCACUCCGCGGAGGGCGUUAAACUUGAACCGGACGACCUUUGCAACGUGCUGGUACAAGAACUGGACGAAGAGUCUAUCUGUAGCGUGCAACUGCGCAGCAGAUCGACAUCGUUUACGGAAAGGAAAAGUGGUUUCUCUAAAAUUCUCCCGGUCCCCACGAACCGGCCAUUGGACGCUACUGUGAAGGAAGAGGAUGUCACAGAAAUUGAUUCGAAUGGAUUGACGUGUUUCCAGAAUGGUCAGAUGUACGUGCGAAACGCCGAUGCAAUGUCCACCGGGUGUGAUAUGCCACCGUGGAUUUGUGCCUUCCACUGGACCCUGCAUUGUGCGGCGAGUUUGGAAGAUCACAAUGCUCCGAUACACAGCCACGAGCGUUUCGCUGCGGUCCGUACAAACGAUCGAUUUGCCAUGCUGAAGGUAUUGAUUGGUAAAGGUAUUAUUGCUCAACGAGGCCCCAUCACGCUCAUGCCGGAAGGAAACACCGUCUCGGAGUAUGAGCUCAUGCCAAGCAAUGUUAAUCUAUCACUAAUCAUCGACAGCCAUCGGUACUACUUUUAUAAGGCGAAAAACAACGGCGAAUGGGUGUGGCGCUGCGUACGACAUCGGUGGCAAGGUUGCAAGAUCGGUGUGGCUGUUUCGCAUUGCUUCGGACGAUAUUACUUCCAACCGUACGGCACGACCGAACAUGAACAUUCCUAAACGAAGCCCUGCUCUAGAGAAUCCCAUAAGGUUGCGCAGUUAAUUUUUAGCUUUAGUAUUCCGGCUCUCGAAAAUUGUAGAAAGAAUUCGGAAGCAUUGUUCGUAGGUUUUUGUGAAGAAAGUAUUACAGGCA